Molecule: messenger RNA, 1003 nt
Organism: Drosophila erecta
Lineage: Eukaryota; Metazoa; Arthropoda; Insecta; Diptera; Drosophilidae
Product: chromodomain Y-like protein 2
Exons: 2
Coding region: 153-935 (260 amino acids)
Source: RefSeq, a predicted model, not a curated record
AGCCAUCUGAUGGCCCAGCCUGAAAGCAAAGAUGAACACAAAGGUGGCACAUUCUUAGCAUACACGCCAAUAAAAGCAAGCGGUUGAAACGGCGCCCCCAAUUGAGCACGACAAAUGCGUGAGUAUAAGUCUAUAUCGCACAGUCUCUAGCGAUGGCCACAAGCGAGAGCUGCAAGCACUUCAGGGAGCUGGUCGUUGCACAACGUUCCGGGCUGCUCCACAUACACUUUCAGCGGCGCUGGCAACGCCGAACCCUCUACGAGCUGAUGCGCGCCCUGGACCUGGCUAGUGCAGACGCCGCCAUUAAGCUGGUUGUGCUCUCAGGCGAGUUUUCUGCGGCUUGUGGCGGUGAGACGGAACCGCUGGCUCUAACACAGGGUCAGGAAAAGAGGAGCAGGCGAACGGCUGCCCAGGAGAAAGCUGUGGGCAGUAGGGAUUCCGAGGAGCAGUACAUCCACGAGAAGGCGGCCAACUUUGUGAUGCGCUCGCUGGCCAAGAAGCUGCUUGUGCACCGUAAGCUCCUAGUGGCUUUUGUGGAGAACCAGUGCGUCGGUCUCGGCCUGAGCGUGUGCAGUCUGUGCGAUCUGGUCUUCGCAACGGAGUCAUCUGCCUUUGUGCCCGCUUUCUCGCACUUGGAUCCCUGCACCAAGGUGGGCCCCGGCUGGACUGUGCCACACAUCCACUGGCUGCUUCGUUUGGGCGAUCAAGCGAGCUCCAGCACUGCCCUCCAGUGUGGCUUUGUGGCCGGUGUGGUGAGGGAGCCGCAGGAGUUUUGGCACCGCGUGGACCAAUACUUGCGCUUGCCCUCCGCCUCCUUGUUGGCAACAAAGCGUCUCCUGCUUCGACCGUGGCAGGACUCCCUCUUGACCGAUCUGCGUGAGGAGGGCACCCCGAUGGCAGCUCAGCGACGCCACCUGGCCAGAUCCUCGUUGUAGGGUCGCAUUCCCAAAAGCCUUUGACUCGAUUAAGUAAAUAAAUAGCAAUAGCAUAUGUAUGCACAGAG